Molecule: messenger RNA, 1110 nt
Organism: Alternaria arborescens
Lineage: Eukaryota; Fungi; Ascomycota; Dothideomycetes; Pleosporales; Pleosporaceae
Exons: 2
Coding region: 1-1110 (369 amino acids)
Biological process (GO): transmembrane transport
Cellular component (GO): fungal-type vacuole membrane
Molecular function (GO): transmembrane transporter activity
Source: RefSeq, a predicted model, not a curated record
AUGGGGAUAGAACACGCCAACGACCCAUCGCUCGAGCGACAUACGCAAGCAGCAGCGAUAUCAGAUGCAUCAACGACUUUUGAUGAGAAACCCAGUCACCAGGCGUCUCUGGAUUCACUGCACAGCGCGAGCACCUCUGUGGCGAAUCGGGACCAAGAGAAAGGUCAGCACGUGACUGAAGCUACGGAUGAAGAACGCGCUGCAGGUUUAGGGACGACGCUGGAGCCUGUCCGAUCAGCGCAUCCUAGCGUGAAGGAUGUCUCCAAGAUCCCAAAUGGAGGCUUAUGGGCGUGGUUACAGGUACUGGGUGGAUUUUUUCUGUUAUUCAAUUCUUGGGGCAUCAUCAACACAUUCGGAUCGUAUCAAGCCUACUAUGAGACCAACCUACUUGCCGACUCGAGCCCUUCGUCUAUAUCAUGGAUCGGUUCCAUCCAGGCUUUCCUCCUUCUCUUAGUCGGCGCACUCACUGGCCCAAUCUAUGAUGCAGGAUAUUUUCGCGAACUACUCAUCGUGGGAAGUGUCAUGUUGGUUCUGGGCCAAAUGAUGCUCAGCCUUUGUCAUACGUACUGGCAAGUACUCCUCGCGCAGGCCUUCUGUAUAGGUAUUGGGACAGGCUGUUUGUUCAUCCCCAGUGUGGCUAUCCUCUCCACGUACUUCUCCACCAGGAUCGGAACAGCUAUUGGACUCGCCGCAUCUGGAUCGUCGUUUGGAGGUGUCAUUUAUCCCAUCGUAUUCCAUAAGCUUCUCCCCCAGAUUGGAUUUGCAUGGACGACGAGGGUUUUGGGCUUCAUUAUCCUCGCCACCAUGAUCAUACCAAAUGUAUGCAUGCGCGUCCGCGUCCUACCAGCAAAAUCACGCUCGCUUCUCGAUCUUCGCGCCUUCUUGAUCCCAGCGUAUAGUCUUCAAGUUGCUGGAUUCUUUCUCGGGUUCAUGGGACUGUAUAUGCCAUUCUUCUACGCACAAGUCUACGCCAUCCAGGAACAUAUUACCAACGAGAGUCUGGCCUUUUACCUUCUCGCUGUCAUGAACAGCACGAGUGUGUUUGGUCGUAUAGUACCCAACUUGGUAUGCUUCUCGUCCCCCUAUCGUCUCACUAUUCAUUACAUUUGA